ACAAAUUCUGCUGAUGCAUCUACUGUAUGCGAAUUUAUAAAACAAUAUUGAAUUAAUAAACUUGUUUUAAGUGAACGGUGAUGUGAACAAUACGUGAUUUACAAUGUUUCAAAAUGGAAACCUUUGUUUGGCACUGCUGCAUUCUGAUUAGCUGUUUAGUUAUAAAUUAUUCAACGGCUAAACCAUUUUCGCUGAACGAAGCUCUUGCUGCGGAAUUAGAACAAAAACAAAUCAUUGAGACAUCGUCGAAAUCACCAGAAAAGACUGCUGAACGUUUCUCUUUGAACAAGGGUUUGAAGCCAAUUUCGUCGAAAUCAAUUUUGUUCAAGGAAGCUGAUAAUAUUUUCUCACGAGUCAAAAAAUUAUCGCCACUAAAAUAUAAAAAGAAGUUUGAAAUUAAAACACCAUUAAAACCUAAAACCAUUAAACGUUCAUCAAAGUCCAAAUUAAGGCGCAAAAACCAAUCUGUUAAAAGAGAAAUCAACAGCAAUGAUCAGCUCAAUCAAAAAUACAUACCACUUCUUAAAAAUAUUGGUAUGUUGUUUGAUAAUCUUCUCUUGUCAGACGAGAGCGACUCCUAUGAAAUCAGAUCACGUAAAUACAAACGAAAUAGAUACCACUCCAUAUUCUCAGAAGAAGGAUACGGAAUGGAAUGUACAUGUGCUCACAGAUCCAAUAACGAAAAUGCGAAAUCUAAGUCGCCAGAAGAGACAGCUGUUGUCGAGACUCCUACCACUGAAAUCUCGAUUGAUUCCGAGAUUGUCUCCUUUACCACGACUACCACCGAGACAACCGAUACUACUUCCAUUAGUGACUUCCGCGGUGUCGGACUCUAUAAGAACGUAUCCUUAUUAUUUCCAAGAGAUACCGCUGGCAGUUGGGGAAACGAUAAUGGAAUCAGUGCGGGAAGCCGCACCCCACAUAACCGGAGCGCUGAAGGAAAUUUCACCCGGAAUCAUGGAAAUGGUGAAUAUAGUGCCGAAUGCAGACAAAAUGACUCCCUUACAACAAAUGGUGAUGAAAUUACCUGCGAUGCUCCACGAAACGGUGCAAGUGGCGAUGGAUCCCAUGAACGAAGACGCAGAAAUGGAUAUAAUUCAAGAAGUCCCGGUACGGAAAAUGAAAACCUCUCUGAAAUCCAUGGACAGGUCAUUAAACAUGAAAAACAAGAUAAAUUGGGCAUGGGAGGACACGAAACAGAAAGCACAAAAUCGUUAUCAGAACUUAUUCGACGACUACGAGGAUUCGUAUCCGAGAUCGAAAUUACCAGUAACUCAGACGUCGUACAACCCGAAAAACUUUAUAAAGAAAGCAUCAUCAAUGUCGCACACAAUAACACCAGUUUUAAACGAUUCCCUGACAGAGGUAGCCCAGAUACCGAAGAAGAUAAAAAAAUUUAUCCAAGAUAUGAAACAAUAAUAACACCCAAAACUUCGAUAAGUUCUAUUUCCAAAGACAUAAAGUCUGCAAAAUCAUCUCCAACUGUUAUGAUUAUAGAUGGAUACAGUGUAACCAGAUACAAGAACGGUGAAAAUAAAUUGGCAAAAAAAGCAAUUCACAUACACUCAUAAAUAAUAUCAACAAAAUAUGUAGUCACUUUUAUUAAAAAUAAAAUGUUUGACAUACAG
Messenger RNA from Manduca sexta (tobacco hornworm), 1628 nucleotides. RefSeq lists its product as uncharacterized. The coding region runs from base 114 to 1571 and encodes 485 amino acids. The record is from RefSeq and is a predicted model, not a curated record. The transcript is spliced from 4 exons. Lineage: Eukaryota; Metazoa; Arthropoda; Insecta; Lepidoptera; Sphingidae.